Impatiens glandulifera is the source of this 936-nucleotide messenger RNA. RefSeq names its product secoisolariciresinol dehydrogenase-like. The annotation marks the transcript as partial. The transcript has 2 exons. NCBI's taxonomy places the organism in Eukaryota, Viridiplantae, Streptophyta, Magnoliopsida, Ericales, Balsaminaceae. Gene Ontology annotation, molecular function: oxidoreductase activity, acting on the CH-OH group of donors, NAD or NADP as acceptor. The record is from RefSeq and is a predicted model, not a curated record.
AUUUUAUCUAUAAAAAAUGUUUUCUUCAGACUUGAAGGAAAGGUGGCUCUAAUAACUGGAGGAGCUAGUGGUAUCGGUGAAUACACGGCAAAGCUCUUCGCCGAACACGGGGCGAAAAUCGUCAUUGCAGACAUCCAAGACGAUUUGGGACAAUCAUUGCGUCAGAAAAUAGGCGCAAAAGAUUGCACCUAUGUUCAUUGCAACGUGACGAACGAGGACCAUAUUAAAACCGCAGUGGACAAGACAGUUGAGACCUUUGGAAAACUCGACAUAAUGUUCAACAACGCUGGCAUAAUCGAUCCACUCAAACAAGGGAUCAUUGAAAACGAGAAGUCAUAUUUUGAGAAAGUUCUAGCCGUCAACGUGACGGGUGUUUUCCUAGGCAUGAAACAUGCAGCUCGAGUCAUGGUCCCGGCUAAGUCAGGCUCCAUCAUUUCAAGUGCAAGUAUAGCCUCGAUAUUAGGUGGAACAGGUACUCAUGCCUAUUGUUGUUCGAAACAUGCGGUAUUGGGGCUAACUAGGAAUUUGGCUGUCGAGUUAGGUCAGUUUGGAAUAAGGGUCAACUGCAUUUCGCCCUACACUGCCGCAACGCCCAUGGCUAGGGAUUUCCUUGAAUUGGAUAGUGAAGGGCUUGAAUUAAUAUUUAAUGCCAAAGCUAAUCUAAAAGGAGUGACAUUGAAAGAAGAUGAUAUUGCUAAGGCUGCCCUUUAUUUGGCUAGUGAUGAUGCUAAGUAUGUGAGUGGGCUCAAUUUGGUUGUUGACGGGGGUCUAACCACCAAUCCUAAUGUUAUCGGGCUUUUAUCCCUCAGCAAACCAACCACAAAUCCAAAUCACACUUUCACACAUCUCUUUUUCCUCGGCAACCCAACCACAAAUCUCAAUCACACUUUCACACGUCUCAUAUCCAUUUGUAAACCAACCACCAAUCUCAAUUGA